GGAAACGGCAUGGCUGCUUUGGAGGCAGUUAUGGAUUGUAAGCUAGCGCCUUCAUGUUUGCACCAUUAGCUUCCUCUCUUCCUCGACGCCAUGAAACGUCCCUCAACAUGAAACGACGGAGUUGCUGCUCCUAUGAUCAUGAAGCUAGUUUCGAUCAUGAUCUGGUUUGCUCAGUGCCAUCGUUAUCGAGCUCAUCACGACGCACCACGACCACGUCUACUCCUCCUGUCGUUGAUGUCUUCAAAGUAUCUCUAUAAGAUAUGAUUGUUGAUUCUAACUCUAAGUACUUCUGAUCUUCACACACCUCCAGGUGUGCAAAAAUUUGCGGUUUCGAAAGAGCUCAGCGCGAUCUUGACUUUUGAUGAGGAAGGGGUGUCGGGUCACCGAGACCACAAAGCCUGUUGUUCUGCGGUAAAGACGUUGUUACUCUCCGGUCGGACACCGCGAGUUUCCCACUAUGGUUUUUUACGGAC
Messenger RNA from Amoebophrya sp. A25, 473 nucleotides. NCBI's taxonomy places the organism in Eukaryota, Dinophyceae, Syndiniales, Amoebophryaceae. The record is from the annotation of a GenBank genome assembly.